Adineta steineri is the source of this 1344-nucleotide messenger RNA. Lineage: Eukaryota; Metazoa; Rotifera; Eurotatoria; Adinetida; Adinetidae. The record is from the annotation of a GenBank genome assembly.
AUGGUAAAUCAAAAUAUUUUAUUAACAACAGUAUUCUUAGUAAUAGUCAAUAACUGCCGCGUUUAUAGUCGGGCAUUGACAUAUGCAGAACAACAAAUUCAACUUUGUAUAAAUCAAGAUGGUACACGACAACCACUGAUUAUUGAUACAGAUUCAGAUGUUGAUGAUUUAUGGGCAAUUCAUUAUGUUCUUAAUGUACCAACAAUUGAUGUUCUUGCCAUAACGACUGCUAUCGAUGGAUACACGAAACCGUUAUAUUCAGGAUCGAAUGUUCUUACUUUUCUUGAUCUAAUUGGUUGCUCAAAUGGUGUUGGCGUUGGCUUUGGAGCGACUCUUCCGUUAAUAUCGGCUGGUUUUCAAAUUUCACCAGCAUUAUUGGAUGCACUGGAUACGUAUAUAACGUCACCGACUUGUCUGAAUCAGUCAGUAAAUAUCUUUCUUCAACCAUCUGCAUUUAGUGCUAUUGAAUUAAUUAAACUAACAUUGAAAUAUUCUAAAGUACCCGUUGAUAUAUUGGUUCUUGGAACAAUGACUAAUCUUGCCACAGCUAUCUCUGAAGAUCGAUCGAUUGUAUCAAAAAUAGGAACACUUUAUUUUUCUGGUGGUCAAUUCAAACCAUUAAGUAACUUUUCUUCUUUAAUGCCAAAUUUGACAAUAUUUAAUUAUCUGUAUGAUACUGAGACGUUACCCGCUAGUCCAAACGCUUACUUGGAUAUAUUCGCUAUGCAACGUGUUGCUACGAGUGGAAUCAAAAAGAUUGUUGCUAUGCCAGGAAGUACACAACAUACACUGCCAGUCAAUCUGACCCAAUUGUUCGAAACCCUAAAAAGAAUGAAUAUUACAUUAAAACCAUUCAUACUGAAUUUUAUAUCAUCACUUGCAAAAUGUCAAAAUGCAACUGAGUCUGAUAUGAAGUGGUGGGAUAACAGUGCCGCUCAAUUUAUGGUACAAAUGCAAACAAACAAUAGUCAAGGAUUUUGUCGACAAACAAAAAAUGUUCAAUCUCUUUAUAUUAUGUCGGCCGAUGCUCAUCAAUUCUAUGGUCAAGGCGUCAUUGAUACGGAUAUGCUUUUACCAAACGCUAGUGGAUUAGUAAAUUAUACAAUAUGUACACAAACUGAUUCAAGCAUAUUUUUAGCUGAGUUCUUAACUAAAAUCAACUCAGAAAAACUUUAUUCAUGUCAACAUCAAUAUAGUCAACGAUUUGAUAUUCGUUUACAACAAUGUAUGUUAAAAUACGACAGUGCUGUGCAACCAACAAAUAUGGCAAAGACAAAUCAUUUUCUAACACCUUUCUUUCUUUCGGUUUAUUUAUUUUUAUAUGUUACCUAUUUUCUAGCUUGA